CUAUCUAUGGGUGAGUGCAGAAAGAGGCGGGGAAAUAAGGUCAAGGCGUCAGUAGUGCUUGCGUGAUGAAUCGCUAAGCGAUUGGUCGGCCCGUCCAGGAGGCGUGUCCCAGUCCGGGCACCGUGGAGUUCCGCGAUGGUCGGCGAUUGGUUGAUUUGGUUCUGGGACGGGCGGGAGAACGGCCCGUGGUUGGUCAGCGCCGGUGCGUGUGGCCGGUCUCGCUCGCGGCGGAGACUCGCGAUUGGCCGGGCCGGGGCGCGGCGUCACUCGGGCUCCCCGGCCGGCGGCGAUGGCGCAGGGCGGCUGGCGCUGGGUGCGCGGGCUGUGGCUCGCGGGGCGGCCCCUGUUCCAGGGUCGCGCGCUGCUGCUGACCAACACGCUGGGCUGCGGCGCGCUCAUGGCGGCCGGCGACGGCGCUCGUCAGGCCUGGGAGAUCCGCGUCCGGCCGGGGCAGAGGGUCGACCCGUGGCGCUCAGCCCGCAUGUUUGCGGUGGGCUGCAGCAUGGGCCCCUGCCUGCACUACUGGUACCUGUGGCUGGACCGCGUCCUCCCCGCCGCCGGCCUGCGCGGCCUCCCCAACGUCCUCAAGAAGGUGCUGGUGGACCAGCUGGUCGCCUCUCCCCUGCUGGGCGCCUGGUACUUUCUGGGCAUCGGCUGCCUGGAGGGCCAGACUCUGGAGGAGAGCCACCGGGAGCUGAGGGAUAAGUUCUGGGAGUUCUACAAGGCCGACUGGUGCGUGUGGCCCGCCGCACAGCUGGUGAACUUUCUCUUCGUGCCGCCCCAGUUCCGGGUCACCUACAUCAACUGCCUGACGCUGGGCUGGGACACGUACUUGUCCUACCUGAAGUACCGGAUCCCCGGGCCCCUGACGCCCCCCGGCUGCAUGGCCCUGGACUCGCGCGCAGACUGAGCCUCCCGGCUGCUGCUCGGACCCGCCCGGAGCCCCGACCAGGACGGGGUUCUGCGCCGCCUCCGGGCCGCACCAGCGUCCAACACGUCGAGGUUUGCAUGGAGUCCGUGACCGCGACAUGGCCGGCCCAGACGCGGGCGGACUGCAUGGCCGCCCCAGCCCACCCUGGGUAGGACCAAAGCAAGGGGAAGCCGCCCCGAGCACCCCAAGCUCUGGACCAGGCAGGGCAGCCUCCGGCCUGGCGCCGCUGCAGACUGUGGGACAGCCAUUAAAUGCUCUGAUUCCGAA
Molecule: messenger RNA, 1198 nt
Organism: Dipodomys ordii (Ord's kangaroo rat)
Lineage: Eukaryota; Metazoa; Chordata; Mammalia; Rodentia; Heteromyidae
Gene: Mpv17l2
Product: MPV17 mitochondrial membrane protein-like 2
Exons: 5
Coding region: 290-910 (206 amino acids)
Biological process (GO): mitochondrial ribosome assembly
Cellular component (GO): cytoplasm; membrane
Source: RefSeq, a predicted model, not a curated record